This is a messenger RNA of Neopsephotus bourkii (Bourke's parrot), 1435 nucleotides long. It is a transcript of the gene PACRGL, whose product is annotated as parkin coregulated like. The transcript has 8 exons. Lineage: Eukaryota; Metazoa; Chordata; Aves; Psittaciformes; Psittacidae. The record is from RefSeq and is a predicted model, not a curated record. Bases 265 to 933 code for a protein of 222 amino acids.
CCCCUCUGGCUGCCUUCAUCUAGGCUUCCCCGCGAGAGAGCGGGAGCGGUGGCAAAGGGAGAGGGCCCCGAGGAGGGGUGCGCAUCCCGCGUCUCACUGGAUCUUUUGGUGUCCCGUGGAGAGGAUCGGAGCCGCGGCUCUGUGGUGGCUGCCGGAUCUUUGCCUUUUAAGCCUCUUGUAGGUGCUUAAUGCCCUUUAUUUCUUCCUCUCUCUGCCUUAGCUGCGUUCCAUCAGAGCUGACACCGGGAAGGCAAUGUUUUCAGGAUGUCAUCAGGCAUCCAAGUAAAACCAAAGACUGCAGGACAGAAGAGCAAGACAUCUCCUUUGCCACAUUCUCCACAACCUGCAACUAAACCAAAGCCUAGUGACAAGCUGAACCCUAAAACUAUUGAUCCGUUUGGUGAUUAUUCUCGACCAACUUCUGCAUUUGCUGCUAUAUAUGCUAAAGGUGGCAUUCCGUGCAGGUUAGUGCAUGGAUCAGUAAAGCACAGACUGCAAUGGGAAUGCCUUCCUGAAACUGUUCCCUUUGAUCCUCUUCUUGUAACAUUGGCAGAGGGUCUGAGAGAAACAAAGCAUCCCUAUACGUUUGUUUCAAAGGAAGGCUUUAAAGAAUUACUUAUGGUUGAUGGUGCUACUGAAAAAGCAAUUCCCUUAUUGCCUCGUCUAGUUCCAGUCUUAAAGGCUGCACUGGCCCAUUCAGACGAUGAAGUAUUUGGAAGAGGAUUGGAUGCUUUAGUUCAACUGAGUGCUGUGGUUGGCCCAUCUCUUAAUGAUCAUCUUAAGCAUCUACUCACAAAUCUUUCAAGGAGAUUAAUGAACAAGAAAUUUAGAGAAAAAAUUACUGUUGCUUUACAGAAGUUGGAGCAAUAUGGUGGAAAGGAAAUUCAAGAGAAUGUCUCAGUAAAAUAUUCCAAGGGAUCCAUCCAUACAUAGGAAUUUGUAUGGCUGGACUCUUACAGAACAGCACACCAAGCCCCAUUCUGGAGACCUCUAUUUUUUGGAACAAAUGCACAUACAUGUGAAUUCCUGCCUAUGAUAUUUGCUUGGAACAUUUUAUUGUCCUUGGUGGGAAGUUUAUACAAACUUAGUAGUUAAAAGAAAUACUUGCUGCUCCUUCAUGAAAACUCUCUUUUUCUCUAGCAAGAUUUUUUUUCCCACAGGGUUUGAACUGGUGUGACAAACGGGUUAGUUGUGUGGGGUAAGAUCCAGGAUGCCUAAGUCCUUACUCCAAGUAAGGCAUUGCAACACUUCUUAGAAAGUUAAUGCUUAUGCUGAGGAGUAAAGCUUGUGAGCUCCUUGUACAGUCCAUAGGGUAGGCUAGCUGCCUAUGAAGAAUGAUUCAGGAAUUCACCAAAUGUCAACUAGUAAAUAGCUUCCUUGCCUGUCUGGAAUAUUGACCCCUGAGUCAGGCUGGAUUCAGGCUAUGCAUUCCUUU